This is a messenger RNA of Dipodomys ordii (Ord's kangaroo rat), 3171 nucleotides long. It is a transcript of the gene Tbc1d8b, whose product is annotated as TBC1 domain family, member 8B (with GRAM domain). NCBI's taxonomy places the organism in Eukaryota, Metazoa, Chordata, Mammalia, Rodentia, Heteromyidae. The transcript has 21 exons. The record is from RefSeq and is a predicted model, not a curated record. Gene Ontology annotation, molecular function: calcium ion binding. Bases 1 to 3171 code for a protein of 1056 amino acids.
AUGGAGAGUAAUUCAGGGCUUCUGGUUGGGACCCUUGAUUCAGUCUUAGACUCUACUGCUAAAGUAGCUCCAUUUCGCAUCCUACACCAGACGCCAGAUUCUCAACUUUACUGGUCAAUUGCAUGUGGAGCCAGCAAAGAAGAAAUAACCAAGCAUUGGGAAUGGUUGGAACAAAAUAUCAUGACAACUUUAUCUGUAUUUGAUUCAAAUGAAGAUAUUACUAAUUUUGUGCAAGGCAAGAUAAGAGGAUUAAUUGCUGAGGAGGGAAAACAAAGUUUCGCAAAAGAAGAUGAUCCUGAGAAAUUUCGAGAAGCCCUUUUGAAAUUUGAAAAAUCUUUUGGUUUACCAGAGCAGGAGAAAUUAGUAACCUAUUAUUCAUGCAGCUAUUGGAAAGGACGGGUUCCUUGUCAGGGUUGGAUUUAUCUUAGUACCAACUUUCUGAGUUUCUAUUCUUUUUUGCUGGGAUCAGAAAUAAAACUUGUUAUCUCCUGGGAUGCAAUCUCAAAACUUGAGAAGACUUCAAAUGUCCUCCUGACAGAGAGUAUUCAUGUGUGUUCCCAAGGAGAGAGUUACUACUUUUCAAUGUUUUUGCACAUUAAUGAAACAUACCUUCUUAUGGAACAACUGGCAAACUAUGCUAUAAGGCGACUUUUCGAUAAGGAAACAUUUGAAAAUGAUCCAGUCCUUGAUGAUCCACUACAAAUAACCAAAAGAGGCUUGGAAAAUCGAGCUCACAGUGAGCAAUUCAAUGCCCUCUUUAGGCUGCCCAAAGAAGAGACUUUGAAAGAGAUACAUGAAUGUUUCUUAUGGGUUCCGUUCACCCACCUCAAUACUCAAGGGAAAAUGUGCAUUUCACAAAACUAUAUCUGCUUUACUAGCCAGGAUGGCAAUCUUUGUAGUGUAAUCAUUCCAUUACGAGAGGUAUUAGCUAUAGAUAAGACAGAUGAGUCCACCAAAUCUGUCAUCAUUAGUAUCAAAGGAAAAAGAGCAUUUCGCUUCAAUGAAGUUAAAGAAUAUGAGCACCUGGUGACAAAACUCAGGCUCAAGUGUGGAACUUCUUCAACUCGACGUAAUAUCAAUACUGAGGUGGCUAUUAGUUCUGACUCUGCAACCCCUUCUGAUGUCUCUGAAACGCAAUCUUUGACAAGUCAAAAAGAAUGCAGUAAGACUGUGAACACUGAAGCCUUAAUGACAGUAUUUCACCCUCAGAAUUUGGAGACACUUAAUUCUAAAGUGUUGAAAGAAAAGAUGAAGGAACAGUUGUGGAACAUCUUAUUUUCUGAAUGUGGACGUGGUAUUAGCAUGUUUCGAACCAGAAAGACUAGAGAUCUGGUUGUAAGAGGGAUUCCAGAAACCUUAAGAGGAGAGCUCUGGAUGCUUUUUUCAGGUGCUUGUAAUGACAUGGCUGCGAAUCCUGGCUAUUAUUCUGAAGUAGUUGAACAGUCUCUCGGAACCUCCAACUUGGCUACUGAGGAAAUUGAGCGUGAUUUGCGUCGCUCCCUGCCUGAACACCCAGCAUUUCAGAGUGAUACUGGUAUAUCUGCUCUGAGGCGGGUACUCACUGCUUAUGCAUAUAGGAAUCCCCAAAUAGGAUACUGCCAGGCAAUGAACAUUUUGACGUCAGUGUUGCUUCUGUACGCAAAAGAAGAAGAAGCUUUUUGGCUUUUGGUUGCUGUAUGUGAACGAAUGUUGCCUGAUUACUUUAAUCGUCGAAUCAUUGGUGCCUUGGUGGAUCAGGCAGUGUUUGAAGAACUUAUCAGGGAUCACCUUCCUCAGCUAACAGAGCACAUGACCGACAUGACAUUUUUUUCCUCCGUUUCUCUGUCCUGGUUCCUCACACUUUUCAUUAGUGUGCUGCCUAUUGAAAGUGCGGUAAAUGUCGUCGACUGUUUCUUCUAUGAUGGAAUAAAGGCCAUUUUACAACUGGGAUUGGCAAUACUUGACUAUAACUUAGACAAACUUCUGACGUGUAAAGAUGAUGCUGAGGCUGUGACAGUUUUAAACAGGUUCUUCGACAGUGUCAUUAACAAGGAUAGCCCAUUGCCUUCAAGUGUUCAGCAGGGUUCAAAUGUGAAUGAGGGAAAAAACAGUGAUACUACAGUGGAUAUUACAGAUUUGAUCAAAGAGUCUAAUGAGAAAUAUGGUAACCUUCGCUAUGAAGAUAUACAUAGCAUGCGCUGUCGAAAUCGGUUGUAUGUGAUACAGACACUAGAAGAAACGACCAAGCAGAACGUGAUGCGUGUUGUAUCACAAGAUGUUAAACUAAGCCUUCAGGAACUGGAUGAACUUUAUGCUAUCUUUAAGAAAGAGCUGUUUUUAUCUUAUUAUUGGUGUGUGGGUUAUUCAGAAUUGAAACACCACGACCCCAGCCUGCCAUAUUUGGAACAGUAUCAGAUCGACUGCCAGCAGUUCAGGGUGUUGUAUCACUUGUUGAGUCCCUGGGCAUGUUCCGCAAACAGAGACUCACUAGCUCUAUGGACAUUCAGAUUGUUGGAUGAAAAUUCUGAUUGCCUUAUAAACUUCAAAGAAUUCGCCUCUGCAAUUGAUAUAAUGUACAAUGGAAGUUUUACUGAGAAGCUUAAGCUGCUUUUUAAGCUACAUGUUCCCCCAGCUUAUACUGAAAUAACUAAGGAUUCUUCAAAGGGAGAUGAUCUUACAACAGAAGAAAUGCUUUAUUUCAGCAAGCUCCAUGUUUCCAGGCCUGCAAAUAAGAAGAAAUCAGAAUUAAGAAAACCCAGCUCUAUAAAAGAGUCAAGGUCUUACUAUUCACAGUUUAUUCAGUUUUCAAAGACCCUCUACAACUUAUUUCACGAGGACACUGAAGAAGAGUCAUUAUAUCAAGCCAUUGCUGUUGUAACCAGCCUUUUGCUCAGGAUGGAAGAACUUGGAAGGAAACUAAAUAGCCCUUCAUCAUCUGCCCAAGAAAUCUCUGCUGCAAUCAGUGCUGCUGAAGGAACCAGUGUGGAGAAUACAGAGAGUUUUCUGGAGAGAAAGGCUGCCUCUCGAAAGGAGGAUCAUCAGUGGUCAUUUUCAUUUGAACAGAUUCUUGCAUCUCUGUUGAAUGAACCAGUCUUGGUGAGGUUUUUUGAGAAACACAUAGAUUUAAAAGCCAAGUUAGAAAAUGCAAAAAUCUCUCAGUUAAAAUCUAGAACCAAGGUUCACAUCUCUUAG